Messenger RNA from Paramuricea clavata, 403 nucleotides. NCBI's taxonomy places the organism in Eukaryota, Metazoa, Cnidaria, Anthozoa, Malacalcyonacea, Plexauridae. The record is from the annotation of a GenBank genome assembly.
AUGGACGAUUCAACUUCUUCCUUACUAUGUGGAAUCACCAGAGCCAAAGAAACAACUUCCUACGAAGAUGCAAAGAAAGUUUUGAUCAAAGAAUAUUCCUUAUCAAAGUACGACCGAGUGAAAACUUACCUUGAUGCGAGACCUGGUUCGGAUGAAAAACUCACGAUGUUCCAUGCAAGAACGGAAUCUAUCGUGGAAGAUCUAACACUCGAUGACUUCUUUAAGUAUUGUCUCCUCCGAAAUGCUCCUUCAGCAGUCCGUCUUCAAUUAUCGGGAACGAGUUUUGAUUCCACACCAUUGACAGACCUCCUCAAAGAGGCCGACUCAUUAUCCCAACGUGCUAAUACCGAUGCAAACGUAGUCGCAGCAUUCCAACCCAAAGAUAAGGACAAGGCUUCUGGAG